AUGGAUGCCAGUUUAUUAAGGCUCUUGGCCGCGCUCAUAUUGAUCUCGCUGUAUCGGCAAGCGGCGUUGCUUGAGGUGUCCACUCACACUCACACCCGCAAUGAACAGCGGAGUGAUGGCGGCCGUAGCACAAUGCUGGAGAAUGGUCUUACACGUACGCUCAAACACAUCUACGGUAUCUGCGGUGAUCGUGAUGAUCUUUUUUGGUGUUUCAAGGUGCAAGCGACGCGCCUGCUGGGACGCGCGCUAAAAGUACAGAACAUCAAUAUCGUCGAAGGUGUGACGAUUGUUAAGAAAGGGGACAAUGAAACGCGUACGGGGCGCGCCAGCGCGAACGCCGAACUAAACCUGAGCAAUCGUGAUUUGGAAAAUCUAUCGAUGAAGAGCCUGGAUGCACUGCUAAUGGAACGUUUUUUGCGUUUCAUUGAUAGUCGACAACUGCAGGUGAACUUGCCGCGACUACUCAACUUUAGUCAGCGCAACGGGCAGGAUUUAUUCAGCGCCAUAAGCGCUUACUUCCAACAAUUUACGCUCGGCGAUGACGAAGUGGAUGCGCAAAAUUCGAUGGUAGAAGGACGCAAGAAAAAGGGUGAUGAUAAGAAGUAUUUGGGGCCCUUCAUAGCGGCCGUUAUGCUAAAGACGGCCAUACUCAAAAUGGCCUAUCACUCGAUCGCUAUUGUUGCUGGCAAAGCGCUGAUUGUGGGCAAGAUUGCGCUCAUUAUAAGCGCCAUAAUUGGCUUGAAGAAGCUGGUAUCAUCGGAGGGCGGUGAAAAGACCACUUACGAAAUUGUCAAACACCCGCAAGUGCAGCACAGUCAGACCUAUUCAUCGAGUCACGCGGGCGAAUACGAGGCCGGCCAUGAAGGCGGCUCCUACCAUCGGAGCAUAGACGACGAGAUGAUGAUGCAGGAUAAAGCGUAUAAUGCUUGGGUGCCCUCGCGUGUGCAAACAUAA
Molecule: messenger RNA, 954 nt
Organism: Rhagoletis pomonella (apple maggot)
Lineage: Eukaryota; Metazoa; Arthropoda; Insecta; Diptera; Tephritidae
Gene: Osi11
Exons: 1
Coding region: 1-954 (317 amino acids)
Source: RefSeq, a predicted model, not a curated record